Spea bombifrons (plains spadefoot toad) is the source of this 1916-nucleotide messenger RNA. It is a transcript of the gene LHFPL2, whose product is annotated as LHFPL tetraspan subfamily member 2. The transcript has 3 exons. The record is from RefSeq and is a predicted model, not a curated record. The coding region runs from base 374 to 1048 and encodes 224 amino acids. Gene Ontology annotation, cellular component: membrane. NCBI's taxonomy places the organism in Eukaryota, Metazoa, Chordata, Amphibia, Anura, Pelobatidae.
GAUAUGGCCAUCCCCCAAUGAACUAUCUCCCCUACAUUUGCUAGUAGAAUGUCUUUGAAGGAUGUGACAGGCUUAUGAUGUCACCCUUGUGGGCCGUGCUUGGGAACUCCCUUACAAGUCAGUAAGCAUCAUGUUUCAGAAUCCGUUCUAAAGCUGAAGAAACUGCAGCCAACGACCUGCAGGGAGAAAGCAUUUUCACAGAAUACAGAUCCCUGUCUGGAUUACAAAACCUCAAGAUUCAUUAUUACUUCUUUAACAAUAUUUUUAGAUCGCUUUUUAAAAUAGUUUCAUUCAGAAAAGGCUGCAAACGAGCGGUUUUGCGAACUCCACACAUCUGGUUGAACUCAUCGGACUGCAUCCAGUGGGCUUCACGAUGUGUCAUGUUAUUGUGACCUGUCGCUCGAUGCUAUGGACCAUUCUGAGCAUUGUAGUUGCCUUCGGGGAGCUCAUUGCCUUUAUGAGCGAGGAUUGGUUAAUUGGCAAAGCCAAAAACGGUGAAGUGGACAACAGGACAGGUGGGCACCAAGAAAAUCGCCCGACGCUGGGCAUUUAUGGACGCUGUAUUAAAAUGCCUCAGAUGCAGGACCCUCGGAGAGACACUCUGUGUGGCCCCUACGCAGAACAUUUCAAUGAGAUCGCUAGUGGCUUCUGGCAGGCGACGGCAAUCUUCCUAGCCGUGGGCAUCUCCAUCCUCUGUAUUGUGGCAUUUGUGUCUGUGUUCAGCAUGUGCGUACAGAGCGUCAUGAAGAAAAGCAUAUUCAAUGUCUGUGGGCUGCUACAGGGAAUUGCAGGUCUUUUUCUUAUACUUGGUUUAAUUCUGUACCCUGCUGGAUGGGGUUCCCAGAAGGUUGUUGCAUACUGCGGAAUCUAUGCAUCUGCUUACAAGCUUGGCGAGUGUUCUCUGGGAUGGGGCUUCUACACCGCCAUAGGAGGUACUGUUCUCACCUUCAUCUGCGCGGUCUUCUCGGCGCAGGCAGAAAUUGCCACAUCCAGCGAUAAAGUGCAAGAAGAAAUAGAAGAAGGGAAAAGUCUUAUCUGUCUGCUUUAACCGACAUGAAAUUUCAGACUGCUUGGUAUAAUUUUAAAGAUUUAAUAAAGGGAUCAACUUUGUUUACAUGACCCACACCUCACGUGAAUGGACCUCCAAUGUGUAUUCCCACCAUGUCUUCUGUCUUCAAUUUCGCUUGCGGAAAAAGUCAAAGAAGAUAGAAGCACCUUGGAUGUGUGAGUGGGACACAGACUUGUUUGAAACGCUCUGGACGUGUAAACAGCGUGGAAACAAACGUUUUAUAUAUUACCAGAUUUCUGAUCCUACAGCUAACAAAAGUCACUUUAAGACAAUUUUGUUCCUUAAAAAAGCCAACUUUUACUUUCAGACGUUUCCUAUACCUUCGUUUGAUUUCAUGCCACUGCUUGCAAAAGACAUUGUUUGUUUGAAUUUUCAAUUCUAAAAAGUCUAAGCACAGAUAGUUUCUUGGGAAAUGCCAUGAACCACUAAUUCUUAUGGAAUGUCUGUAAACUGGAAAUAUGGGGUUCUCUGAGGCGGUUUUAAUGUGGUAUAAUGAUUUUUAUAGAAAUUUGAAAAUAUGGAGUGAACCACUACAAAAAAUAGUUUGUGGUGCAGACAUACAGUGUAAUCUGGGGCUAAGGACAGGUGUAGGAUUUUGGUUACAUACAGACAAUUCUGAGGAAAAUAACAUUAACUUUACUUUGUGGGUGAAUUAAAGGCACCCCAUGAUUGCGAAGGAAAUGCUGCAUUUAAAUGCUGCUUCGACUUUUAGAAAUACUGAAACGUCCCCUAACCUUUUCUUAGAGUCCUGUCUGUCUGGAGCGGAUUGUGAUAGCGAUGCAGAACGUCUCUGCAGAGGUCUUUUACAGCAGUGCCAUAAAUUUGACCUCUAAACACAAUCUGUGAU